AUGAGCACAGCACGCGCCGCCUUUGCUCCGUACCCCAUCAAACUGUUGCUGCUUUAUGCCAUGCUUGGCAUCCUAACUGUUCAUUGCUUUGGUGGUGAAAAGGAGACCCAUAACCUCAGCAGCACCAACAAGAGCGUGGCCAGCGGCAGGUGGGCCCGGUCCGUGAGCGACGUGCCGCAGCCCCGCGACUGCACACUCUCCGCCUGGUCCUCAUGGAGCAAGUGCGAUCCCUGUCAAAAGAAAAGGUACAGAUUUGCCCGCCUGGAACAGCCUUCUCAGUUCGAUGGAGAUCCGUGCGAUUACUCUGACAAAGAAACUGAAGACUGUGUUACAAACAGUCCUUGCAGGAAUAAAGUUACAUGUGAAGGUUUUGUGUGUGCAGUUACAGGGAGAUGCAUUGCACGGAGGCUGCUUUGUAACGGGGAUGAUGACUGUGGGGACCAGUCAGAUGAAAAAAACUGCAAAAAAGUGUUUAAAAAAUGUGACCAGAAGAUGGAGCAGUACUGGGGAAUAGAGAAUCUGGCAAAAGGGUUAAAUAUCUUCACAAACAACUUGGAAGGAUUAGUUCUUGAUCACAGGUACUAUGCCGGGGGAUGCGCUCCCCAUUAUAUUGUGGACACAAGAUUCAGAAAGCCAUACAAUGUAGAAAGCUAUACACCAGAGACCAAAGGCAAAUAUGAAUUUACAAUGACUGAAUAUGACUCCUACUCAAAUUAUGAAAGCAGUGUCCUGAAGGCAAAAGCUUCACAGUCUAGCUUCAGCUUUGGUAUAAAAAUACCAGGAGUGUUUGAACUUGGUUACAAUUCAAACGACAACAGGUUCAAGAAGUUCAUUCAAAGGAUGAAAAGAUUUUCUUCAACUUCCAGCAAAUUCAUUCAUGCCCGUUCAGAGCUGGCUGUUGCCGUUUAUAAGCUGAAGCCCCGAGCCCUGAUGCUGCAUUACGAGUUCCUGCAGAGACUCCGUCAGCUCCCGUCAGAGUACAGCUAUGGGGAGUACAGAGAGCUCUACAGAGACUACGGGACCCAUUACAUCAGGGAGGCUACCGUCGGUGGCAUCUACGAAUAUACUUUAGUCGUGAACAGCAAUGAGCUCCGGAAGGCCGGUUAUUCUCUGAGCGAUGUCCAGAAAUGUGCACAGCAUGGCUUUAACGUUGGUGCAAGAAUCACUGGUGUCUAUGUGAAACUUGGAAUAACUGAAGCUGGCUGUAAAUCCCUUUUAAAAGAGAUUGGAGACAGCACCUCCAAAAAACAAUAUGUGGAAGAUUUCAUCGUCCUUGUUCGUGGCGGAGCAAGCGAACACAUUACCACGUUGGCUUACAAAGACCUGCCGACGGCUGCGCUCAUGCAGGAGUGGGGAGAUGCUGUGCAGUACAACCCUGAAAUCAUAAACCUAAAGGCAGAGCCACUGUAUCAGCUGGUGACUCCAACAGAUUUUGCUAAUGCAAUGGCAAUAAAAGAAAAUCUGCGACGGGCUCUUGAUGAGUUUCAACUGGAGACCAGUUCUUGUCGCUGUGCUCCAUGCCACAGCAAUGGGAUCCCCUUUCUGCAAGGAACCAAGUGUGAAUGUUUAUGUCCCCUCGGCCACAGCGGCACUGCCUGCGAGAUCAGCGAGAGGAAAGAUGCUGCUAUUAAUGGAAACUGGGGAUGCUGGGCCAGCUGGUCUCCAUGUUCAGGAGGUCAACGAACAAGGAGGCGACAGUGCAACAACCCUGCACCGCAAAACGGUGGUUCGUCAUGCUCAGGGCCAGAUGCUGAGACAGUUACUUGCUAG
Messenger RNA from Gavia stellata (red-throated loon), 1770 nucleotides. RefSeq names its product complement C8 beta chain (gene C8B). Gene Ontology annotation, biological process: immune response. Lineage: Eukaryota; Metazoa; Chordata; Aves; Gaviiformes; Gaviidae. Gene Ontology annotation, molecular function: protein binding. The transcript has 12 exons. The record is from RefSeq and is a predicted model, not a curated record. Gene Ontology annotation, cellular component: membrane attack complex. Bases 1 to 1770 code for a protein of 589 amino acids.